UGAAAAUGUCAAAGCAAAUACAGUCUUUUGCAAGGGAUCCUGAAGACUUCACAGAAUUCGUACACUUAAAAAUAGUUGAUUUCAAUCCGAGGCCUGAACAUCUAGAUCUGGAAGCAUACUGAAAAUUAUUCCACAACGGUUUCCCGAUCCUGGAGCUUCCUGACAGAGAAGUUGAUGAAUACCUGAUUCAGUUUAGAAACUCAGAUGAUAUAAUUAAGAUUGAGGUAUGGGCUAAUGACGACCAAGAGAAAGUCAUCUUUAUUGGAGCUGUCUCGAUUGCUAUGAGCUUCUGGAACUGCAUUGAAAGUGGGCAAGUUAGGCAACAAAUUAUAUACCUUGAACCGAGAAAUGACCUUAUACUCACAGAAGAUGAUUAUGGAUACCAGUGCUUGGAGGAAGCUAACCUCAAAAUUGCAUUCAGGAGUUUUGAUUCAAUGAAUGAUAGAUCUUUAAGAAAAAUCAUUAAUACAAUGGAUCAAACUUCUAUGAGAUCUUUUGAUGACUAUUUAGCAACUGAUCAAAAGACCAAUAGCCACUUCACACCAAAUAGACUUGGAAGAAAUGACUUUAAUACUUCAAAACAUGUUAAAUUUAUUGAUUUUCACGCUGAUAAUUCAAAGAAACUUAGAAGGAAGAUGGAAAAUACACAAGCUUUACCUUCCAAGCAUUCACUACUAACAAAUCCAGCAGAGGAAAUAGAAUUUCAAAAUUAUGAUCGAGGAGGCAAUUCAAUGAUUCAUCAUAGUCCUGACGAAAACUUCACUCCUGUGUCAUUGGGGAGGAAAUCUCCUGCAAGAGUGCACGACAAAACAACUAUUGAGAUAGUUGAAGAAAGUCUCAACACAACUGAAGAUGAGAUGAUAUCAAACAUCGCAAGAGCUUCUGCUACCAAAACUUCUGCUGCAAGGGCUUCUGCAGAAAGAGCUUCUACGACCACCUCUCAAAUUACCCCACAGGAGAAGCUGGUCAGAAGCAUAGAAAAUGAGCAUGAAGUUCAAAAGAAUUUACAUAAGAUUACCCUUUCAUUCGCCCAAUCAGUUGAAGACUAUCAAAACGAUACAGAAGAUAUUCUCAAGCAGCUGGGAGAACUAGAGAAAAAGCAAGACAAAUUCUCCAAAAACUGCCAACUCCACAAGGCAGUCUACCUUGGCAUGAGCAAAGGUGAGGUCUUGCUCCCUGAAAUAGAAAGAGGGUUCCAAGAAGCCAAUAGUGAGAAUCUGAUCGACAUUCGAGAUCUUGAAGACCUCAAGAAGCACAAAGAAAGGGAGCUAGAUAAGCUCGAAAAACACCUAGAUGAUACCAAGAUGGUAAAUUUUAAACUUAAGAAAGAGCUUACAGAAAAGCUCCCUAAUAAUGAUGUUGAGGUAUAUCAAAGUACUAGAGAGGUCUCUAAGAGGAAUAGAGAUGCAUUACAGCCAAUCAUGGGCGAGAAUGAAAUGAUGAAGAUCAAGCUUGAAGGCUUACAGCAGAAGAGGAGAGAUAUCAUAUUUGAUCUCCUCAGUUCAAACCAACUACCUCAUGGUUUUGAAGAUUUAAUUAACAAACUUAAUGAAGAAACUGAACGAAAUUUGUUUUUAAAAUAAGAAUGCACUUGAGUUAGAGAUCACCGUUCAAGCUCUUCAAGAGUCCUAUAAUGGCCAGAAAGAGUACUUAGAAAAUCUCACAGAGCUUUAUGGGAAUUAUGAAAAGCUCCUUGAAGAGACUGGUCUCCAGAUAGGCAGGGAUCUACUUGAUGUUAUUGCAGAAAAUGAGAAAUUAGAUCCUCAAGUAUACAAAGAUCAGCUUGAGUUAGAAAGACAGAAAAUUCCCACUGAUUAUUCAAUCUCGCCUUCAAAGUUCAAUGACAAAUAUGCUCUUGAAGACAAGAUUAUCACUCUCUCUUCUAAAAUAAAAAGUGAGUUCAAGUCUCAGUCCUAUCUCACCCCACCAAUCGACGAGAUCUCUAUUGAUCUUGAGGUAGAAGAAACCUUACCAGAGUCUGUCAAAUCGAUACUAGAGAAGCUCUCAGAAGUCAACUCUCAAAUUCAUCUCGCUAAAACAUCUUUGGAGAAGGUCACAAGAGAGAAGCUCAUUGUUGAGAAUAAGAAAUAAGUUGACAAGAGCUCAAUCUUCAGAUCUGAAGACUCUCAACAAUUUAUAUACAAAUGUCCUGAAGUCCAAAUCUGAAGUAGAUACUGAGCACUUCUCAACAGCUGAGAGGAUCUCAGCCAAGGAGGAUCAGAUCUUCAAGCAAGAAUUGGAACUGAAAAAUCUAAACAAGAUCAGUAAAGAGCUCAAGCUAAAGCUUGAGACUCUUAAUGCUAAAGAUGAUGAUGACUUCACUGAAGAAUAUGCUAGGCUCAGAGAGAUCUUAGAUAUCCUCAAUAGAAGAAUUGAGAAUCUCAAGAAAUUUCAUAUUAAAAGUGACCAAGAACUUUAUGUAAAAUAAACAAAUACUUGAGGAUAAGAAGCUGAAAAUAGAAGAGCUUAAAGAACAAGUAAAGAAUCUACCAAAGAACCCAUCAAGAUCUACAAGCCGCGAUGGCUCAAAAACCAUUCAAACAACUAUACUAUCUACAAAUAGCAAACUCACCAGAUCUUCCCAGAGAGCACCCCCCAACCCACCACUACCCCCUAAAGAAGACUCUAUCCACCUCAAAAAAGUCACAUACAACCCACACAGGACCCCUCAUGCCACCCCAGUUACCCCAACCCCGCACUCAUCCCUAAAAUCCAACUAACCCAUUCCCACACCUCCUUCUCCAAUUCCUACUAUCAA
This is a messenger RNA of Moneuplotes crassus, 2758 nucleotides long. NCBI's taxonomy places the organism in Eukaryota, Ciliophora, Spirotrichea, Euplotida, Euplotidae. The record is from the annotation of a GenBank genome assembly.